AACUAAUGGAAAUAUAUAACAAAUAAAUGGAUGAUAUUAGUUGCAUUUUAGAUUGUGGAAACUAUGGAUCAUUGUAUUUAGGUAAUAUUGAAAGUGCAUGUAUUAAUCACAUUAUAAAAAGGUGACUUUGAUUCAUUGAAAAAAUUAAAAAUAAAAUCAAUAAUCAGUAUAUGCACAUCUAAAAUUCCAAUUUAAAUAAGUUAGUCAAUGAAAUACUAUUAGCAUAUAAUUUUAGAAGAUACUGAAAAUGCAAAUAUCUCUAGACAUUUUGAAAAUUGUUUUGAAUUUAUAGAGAAAGGAAGAUCUAUAGGUAAUGUUCUUGUUCAUUGUAUGGCUGGAAUCUCAAGAAGUGCUACAAUUGUAGCUGCUUAUUUAAUGAAAAAACAUAGAAUUAAUUCAAUGGAAGCCAUAUAAUAAUUGUAGCGUAAACGUUGGUAAGUUUAUCCAAAUGAAGGAUUUAUAAAAUAGUUAUUGCAAUAUGAUGAUGAAUUAAAUGUUAAAUAAAAUGUACAAAAAAAUGAAAGGUCUGAAAAGUCUAAUCAAAUCAAAUAGGAAAUUAAUAUAUAAUCAAUUAGGAAUACUAUUAUAAAUAAUAAUAAUCAAAAAAACAGUCAUCAAAAUAAUAAAAACUAGUAAUUUGAUGAAUACUCAAAAAUUAGAAAAAAAUAUGUGGAUUUAUAAAAUUAACAAUAGUAGAAAAAAUAAAUGGAUUAUUAAUAAUUAUUAGAGAGAAAAAUGAGCUAUCAUAAAAAAGAUAGCCUACAUAAUGAAGAUAAAUUGAAUAUAUAUGAAUAAACAUAAAAAAUCUCGAGAAUUUAAAGUAUUUACUCAUAGGUUGGGUAAAAAGACAAAAAUUAAAUAAAAAAUGAAUGUAAAUUUUGUGUUAAUAAGUAAGGUAAUUAUGUAAGCAUUCAAAAACAUUAGUUACGUCCAGGUUUAUCUGUAGAUACUAAUUAAAAUGGAUCACAAAAAUGCUUUGAAAAUAGAGUUUAUCCUAGUACAACAAGAAAUUCAAAAGGUCAAUAUGAAUGCAAUGUAAAUAAAUAGAAUAGUUGA
Molecule: messenger RNA, 1056 nt
Organism: Paramecium sonneborni
Lineage: Eukaryota; Ciliophora; Oligohymenophorea; Peniculida; Parameciidae
Source: the annotation of a GenBank genome assembly